AUGUUGUCAAUCUGUACAGACAAGAUUCUUGUGGUAGUUCCUGGAUACAGUAAAAAGAAAAAUCAAAAUGUAUGGUGUGCCGACGUGAACACUAAACACGCAAAUUAUUACUUGCCCGUUCAACAUGAUGAUGGUGACAUCCCAUCGUAUAAGAAAAGCACUUCGCAACCGCGUCAUACUGCUCGUAUCCUGGGACGCAAAUAUGCUCUGACUGCAACGUCGUACAAAUAUUUGAAGAUUGGAAUCAGCAUAGGACCUGUGCCCACCGUGGAAAUAAUCCUUGAGGACAAUUGUGGGCCCAAGUCCUUCAAGAAGAAGGCCGCGGAGGAAGAGGAGAGGAGCAGGUCGGAGCGGGAGGCCAGGCCGAGGUCGCGCACCUCUAAUGCCUCUACGCUAGUCGACCUUGACGAUGAGGAGGUCUUCGGACCGAUGGAGGACACCCCGUCCCUCGGCGUCAAUAGUGAGGAGGUCCCAUCGACAUCGGGACAAACGGAGGGAGAACUGGUAAUUGCCGAGUCAUCGGAGGAUGCGGCAACACCAGUCCGUGAUAAACGAGGCCGCAAGGCGAAGAACCCUGCGAACACCGAGUCCCGCAAAAAACGCCUCGCCAUCAAAAUGGCGGUGGAGGAGAUCGAGGAGAGGCGACUCAAGGAGGAGGCGGCGCGCAUAGGCGUCGUCCUCCGAAGGGGUGCCUCUGCCUCGAUCAACCCGGAGGCAACGACGGCCCGGGACAAGAGGUCCCUGGAGAGGGCCGCAAAGGCGGACCCGCGUCGGCGAAGUGCGGAGGCACUCUCCGGCGAGUUAGACGGGGCGGCAGCGGAGGUCGAGCGGAUUGCGAAGAAGAGCGCUAAUCUCAAGGGGGACCUGAAAAGGGACCUCAAAGAUGCGGCGCAGACGGUCCGGGAGUGCACUGAGGAGCUGCACAGGCGGGUUGUUCAGGCGGGGGAUGCGGACGGCCUUAGGGCCGAGAAUGCAGACCUCCGCCUGAGGAACGAGUACCUCCACCAGGAGGUCCUUCAGCUGAAGGCCAUGGUGGAGGUUCUCAAGGAGCACUUGGCGGCAGCUAUGCCAAGGGACGUGCAGUGGCGAGUCCCUGGCCCCUCAACGGGUCGGAAGGAGGCGGGGAUGGAAGUGGAGUCCGUCCCGCCUCCAACGCCCGACCCCCUCCCUCAAAGGGAGGAGAGAAGGGUGAAGAAGAGGAGGGUGGUGUGCGACGACGAAGAGUUCGUCGCACCCACCCAACUCCCACUCGCCAACGCGGGGAGUAAGGAGGCAGGAUCGUGGGGGGUCACUCAGACCCCACACGAGGAGACCUUGCCCCCUCGUGCGGAAAUGAGGGCGAGCAAGGCCGCAAAGAGGGAGGAGGACCUCGAUCCGUUCCAAAGGAUCGAGGCUCUACUGGAGCGGAGGCUCGGGGCCUUCCGUCAGGAGAUCCUGGCGGAGAUCAGACCCGGGCCGAGGGUCACCCGGGUGGAGACUAUCGCUCCACCCGGAACCAAGGGCGGGCCAAAUUUGGCAGCCCUGAGGGAGAGGGCGAAAGCGGCUCCUGCCGGACCGACUCCUCCUCCCUCAAAAGGGGCCAGGAGUGGACCCGCGAGGAAGAAGGCUGAGGUGAAGAAGACUUCACCUCAGCCUGCCAAGGAGGUGGCGGCUGUUGCGGCACAGCCUUCGUCCGGCUCCCCGGCCCAAACGGCGGAGACAUGGACGAGGGUCCUGGGCCGCAAGGCCAAGAGGACGGCAGCCAAAGAGGAGGCGGCCAAGAAGGCCCCCCAGGCUCCCUCCCAAACCCAGAAGAGUAAGGGAGGGGCCUUGAAGGGGGCAGGUAAGGGGGGGGCCAAAGUCCCGGUCGAGGGUGAAUCUCCCUCGCAUCUCUCCGGCGUCGGCGAUCACGCUGACCAUUCCGGAGGGGUGUGA
Messenger RNA from Odontomachus brunneus, 1914 nucleotides. RefSeq lists its product as uncharacterized. The transcript is spliced from 5 exons. The coding region runs from base 1 to 1914 and encodes 637 amino acids. Lineage: Eukaryota; Metazoa; Arthropoda; Insecta; Hymenoptera; Formicidae. The record is from RefSeq and is a predicted model, not a curated record.